UGAUUUUUUUCCCCUGAAUGUUCUUAAAGAAGCAUUUUUUUUACAUAUCUUUUUUUCCAUCAAAUAAUGUUCAAGAAUUUCCCAAAAAUUAUAUUUUUUUCCACAUUUUUAAACUUUAAAAUGGGUCAAUUUGACCCAGAAGAUGACAGGAGGGUUAAAACAAGAUUAUUUCAAGAAUGUUAAAACAAGUCCCUCCAUCUGCUUAAAUGUCUCUGGUUAAGGGAAUUUAUCUUAAAUUAAGUGAGAUGAGACAUUUUGACUAAAAAUAAGACAAACAGACUUUGAGUUUUUGCAGUGCACCAUGUCAUUAACCUUAUUCGUUGUGGUUUUGUGUUGUGUGUGUUUGAGCGUGUGUGAAUGCGUACAGAUGCUCUGGUGACCCAGUGACCUUCAGCAGAUGAUGCCAAGAGAUGAGCGGCGUGGUGGAAGAGGAGGCCUCAGCUGCUCCGGUGUUGGAUGAAGAGAUGGAAAAAGUUGUGACGGUGGAAUUAAAGAAAGAAGAAACUUUGGAGGAGACGAUCGUGACCACGACUGUUUAUUCGACUACAAGACGGACAGACGUGGAGGAGGAAGCUGAACCGACAGAGGAAGAUGAGGAGAUAAAAACGGAGAAAGAUGAUGAUGAAGAGACGGAGGGAGGAGAUGUAGAGGGUGAUGGGGAUGAGGAGACCAAAGCUAAGAGGCUGCUGGAAGCCUGGGAGUCGGAGACCUCUUCUGAUGCAAAGCCUCCACUACCAGACCCAGCGUUUAACAGGAGAUGCAGUUUGCUCGCCAGCGAUGUCAAAUAUAAGGAGGACUUUGAGAAGAUGAGGGGUCAGAGUCUGUUUGUUCCUGGAGCUGAACUCAUCCACUCUAAGAACAUCAGCGCCGUCAUAUCUGAGUCCAAGUACAAGGAGGACGGGAAGAAGGAGGCGUCGAUUUCUUUGUACUCCAUCCUGCCUGAGACUCCGGAGACUCAACGGGCCAGAGAGGCUUCAGAGCUGCAGAGUGAUGUUAAAUAUAAAGGAAACGUGAAGACGGAGAUUUCAUCCUCACUUUAUUCUCUGCUGCCUGAAACCACCGAGACACAGUUUGUUAAAGAGCUGACGGAGAUACUGAGUGAGAACAAGUACAAGGAGGAAGGAAAGAAGGAGAUGAGCAGCAGUUUGUACUCUACACUUCCUGAAACCUCUGAGAUGCAGCUGGCCAAGAGCGUCCACGAGUUCCAGAGCGAGAAAAAGUACAAAGAAGACGGGAAGAGAAAAGCGUCCAUCUCGCUGUACUCGCAGCUUCCAGACACUCCAGAAAUACAACAUGCUCUGGAGGUGUCGCAGCUGCAGAGCGAGGUGAAUUAUCGGCCAAAGAUGCUGGUUAAAGGCGCUCCGACGUCUCUCUACUCUCAGCUUCCCGACACCACCGAGAUCCAGUUUGCCAGAGAGAUGACCGAGCUGCACAGUGAGAGUAAAUACAAGGAGGGCAGGAAGAGCCUCUCUCAGAGCUUCUACUCUCAGCUCCCAGAAACCGCCCAGACCCAGUUUGCUAAAAGCGUGGCCGAGCUGCAGAGCGAGAUGCGGUACAAAGAGUCGGGUAAGAAAGGCGUGAACUCCUGCCUGUACUCUCUGCUCCCGGAAACCUUGGAGACGGCUCACGCCAAGGAGGUCUCAGAGCUUCUCAGCGAGGUGAAGUAUAAAGAAGACGGGAAGAAGGAGAUGAACAUCAACCUUUACUCUCUGCUGCCAGAAACCAUCCACACCCAACACGCUAAAGAGGUGUCCAAUCUGCAGAGUGAGUUGAAAUAUAAAGAAGGUCUGAAGCAGAAGAUCCAGAGCAGUUUGUUCCAUCAGCUGGCAGAAACCACAGAGACACAGCUGGCCAAACAGCUGUCAGAGCUGCAGAGCGAGACCAAGUACAAAAAAGCUGGGAGGAAGGAGGUGAACAGCUGCCUUUACGCUCUGCUGCCGGAAACUCUGGAGACGCAACACGCCAAAGAAACCGGCGAGCUGCUCAGUGAGGUCAAGUACAAGGAGGGCGGCAGGAAGGAGAUGUCCAGCUCACUGUACUCCACUCUGCCCAACACCACAGAAACCAGCUUCGUCAGAGAGAUGAGCGACAUGCAGAGUGAGAAUAAAUACAAAGAAAACGGGAUGAAGAGUCUCUCUCAGAGCAUCUACAGUCAGCUGCCGGAAACCGCUGAGAUGCAGUUUGUUAAAAACGUCGCCGAGCUUCAGAGUGAGAUGAAGUACAAAAAGGGGAAGAAGGACGUGUCCAGCUCUCUGUACUCCACUCUGCCUGAAACUCUGGAGACGCUGCACGCUAAAGAGGCUUCUGAGCUGCAGAGCGAGCUGAAGUACCGCUCGGCCCUGAAGUCUGGACUUUCCUCCUGUUUGUUCCACCGGCUGCCGGAAACCAUCGACACCGUCCACGCCAAGGAAGUCUCUGAGCUGCUCAGCGAGGUUAAAUAUAAAGAAGACGGCAAGAAGGAGAUGAACGUCAACCUUUACUCUCUGCUGCCGGAAACCUUCGACACUCGACACGCCAGAGAAGCUUCAGACCUGCAGAGUGAGGUGAAGUAUAAAGAAGGUCUGAAGCAGAAGAUCCACAGCAGUUUGUUCCAUCAGCUGGCAGAAACCACAGAGACACAGCUGGCCAAACAGCUGUCAGAGCUGCAGAGCGAGACCAAGUACAAGGAGGGGGGUAAGAAAGACGUGAGCAGCUGCCUUUACUCCGUCAUGCCUCAAACCAUGGAGACGCAACACGCUAAAGAAGCUGCAGAGCUGCUCAGUCAGAUCAAGUACAAGGAGGACGGUAAGAAGGAGAUGUCCAGCUCGCUGUACGCCGCUCUGCCCGACACUUCAGAAACCAGCUUCGCCAGAGAGAUGACCGACAUGCAGAGCGAGAACAAGUACAAGGAGGACAGCAGGAGGAAUCUGUCGCAGAGUUUUUACUCUCAGCUGCCACAAACCACCGAGACUCAGUUUGCUAAGACAGUUUCUGAGCUGCAGAGUGAGAUGAAGUACAAAGAAGCAGGAAAGAAAGCAGCGAUGAGCUCUCUGUACUCGACUCUUCCUGAGACUCUGGAGACUCGACACGCUAAAGAGGCUUCAGAGCUGCAGAGUCAGCUCAAGUACAGGAGUCCGAAGAGCGACGCCUCCAGUUUUUACCACCUGAUGCCAGAAACCAUCGACACCCGGUUUGCCCGACAGCAGACGGAGAUGCUCAGCGAGGUCAAGUACAAAGAAGACGGCAGGAAGGAGCUGAGCGUGAACCUGUACUCGGUUCUGGCUGACACCCCGGACACCCAACACGCUAAAGAGCUGACGGAGAUGCAGAGCGAGGCCAAAUACAAAGAGGCCAGUCAGAAGCAGAAAUCCUCGUCUUUGUAUCACCGACUGCCUGAGACUCUGGAGACUCAACAUGCUAAAGAGGCUUCACAGCUGCAGAGUCAGAUUUUGUACAAAGAGGCGGUGAAGAAGGAUUUGCCGUGUCCGGUUUACCACCAGCUGCCAGAAACGCUGGAAACCCAGUUCGCUCGAGAGGUCGGCGACAUGCAGAGUCAAAAUAAGUACAAGGAGGACGGCAUGAAGAGCCUCUCUCAGAGUUUCUACUCUCAGCUGCCAGAAACGGCUGAAACCAAGUUUGCUAAAAGUGUGUCUGAGCUGCAGAGUGAGACCAACUAUAAGAAGUCCAGGAGGCAGGAGGCCGGCAGCUGUUUGUACUCCGUGAUGGCCGAAACUCUGGAAACUCAACAUGCCAAGCAGGCGUCACACAUCCAGAGCCAGGUGAAGUACAAGGAGGACGUCCAGAAGGAGCUUUCGUCCACGUUGUUCUCCAGCCUUCCUCAGACUCUGCAGACAGAACUGGCCAAAGAGGUGACGGAGCUCCAGAGUCAGGUCAAGUAUAAGGAGGCCGGUAAGAAGGAGGCGCCUCUUUACCGCCUCCUGCCUGAAACAGCAGAGAUGCAUUUUGCCAAACAGAUGUCGGAGAUCCAGAGCGAGUCAAAGUACAAGAAGGACAAAGAGGAUCUUUCCAACUCUCUGUACUCGCUGCUGCCUGAAACUCUGGAGACUCAGUUUGUCAAAGAAAUGGCCGAGACCCACAGCGAGGUGAAAUAUAAGCAGCAGACGGCGCCGUCUCUCUACUCGAAGCUUCCGGAAACUCUGGAGACCAAACACGCCAAAGAAGCCACCAGACUGCAGAGUGAAAAACAGUACAGCGAUGAAGGGAGGAAGGAGAUGAUGUCGUCUUUGUACUCUCAGCUUCCUGAAACUGCAGAAACCCAGUUUGCUCGAGAGCUAACAGAAAUCCAGAGCGAGACCAGAUAUAAAGAAGGAGGGAAGAAGCUCCAGACGGUCAGCGUUUACUCUCAGCUGCCUCAGACCAACCAGACGGAGUUCUCCAGAGCUCUGUCUGAAAUCCAGAGCGAGCACAAAUACAAAGAGGCGAGCAGAAAGGAAGCGUCCAGCUCGUUGUACUCCAAGCUGCCGGAGACUCUGGAGACUCAGCGAGCGAAAGAGGCCUCAGAGCUGCAGAGUCAGGUGAAAUACAAACAGGAGACCAGCGGCUCCUUGUACCAUCAGCUUCCUGUUACCACGGAGACACAGCUGGCUAAAGAGCUGAGGAACAUCUGCAGCGAGGUGAAGUAUAAAGAGGACGGUAAGAAGGAGAGCAGCAGGAACUUGUACUCGCUGCUUCCAGAGACGGCAGAAACUCAGUUUGCCAAGCAGAUGUCGGAAAUCCAGAGUGAGUCAAAGUACAAGAAGGACAAAGAGGAUCUUUCCAACUCUCUGUACUCGCUGCUGCCUGAAACUCUGGAGACUCAGUUUGUUAAAGAAAUGGCCGAGACCCACAGCGAGCUGAAGUACAAGGAGGCGGGGAAGAAAGAGGCCAGCAGCUCUUUGUACCACCGUCUGCCCCACACUCUGGACACGCAGCGAGUUAAAGAGGUUUCUGAGCUGCAGAGCGAGAACAAGUACAAGCAGAGCGGGAAGCGGUCGAUGUCGUCCAGUCUGUACGCUCGGCUGCCGCAGACGGCCGACACGCAGCUCGCCGCCAAGAUGUCGGAGCUGCAGAGCGAGAGCAAAUACAAGGAGGACGGCAUCCGCAGCCUCAGCCAGAGCUUCUACUCUCAACUCGCUGAAACCCCAGAGACUCAGUUCAUCAGAAACGUCUCUGAGCUGCAGAGCGAGGCCAAGUACAAGGAGGCGAGCAGGAAGGAGGCCAGCAGCAGUUUGUACCAUCAGCUGCCUGAAACUCUGGAGACUCAGCAUGCUAAAGAGGCUUCAGAGCUCCAAAGUCAGGUGAAGUACCAGGAAGGUAAGAAGGACCUGAGCAGCAACCUGUACUCUCUGCUGCCCGAGACCGAGGAGACCAAGCUGGCUAAAGCCGUCAUGGAGCUCCAGAGCGAGAAUAAAUACAAGCAGAAAGGCCGACUGGAGAUGAGCAGCAGCGUCUUCCACCAGAUGAAGGAAACCAACGAGACGGAGUUCAUGAAGCAGAUCUCAGAGCUGCACAGUGAGUCAAAGUACAAGAAGGACAAAGAGGAUCUUUCCAACUCUCUGUACUCGCUGCUGCCUGAAACUCUGGAGACUCAGUUUGUCAAAGAAAUGGCCGAGACCCACAGCGAGAGUAAAUACAAGGAGGCCGGUAAGAAGGAUCUGGUUAAAAGUCUGUAUUCUGUGCUGCCGGAGACCAAAGAGACCCAACAUGCCAGAGAGCAAACCCAGCUGUGCAGCGAGAAAUCGUACAGGGAGGAGGGCAGGAAGGAGGCCGGCUGCAGUUUGUACGCUCAGAUGCCCCAAACCAUCGAGACCGUCUUCGCUAAGGAGCUGAGCAAGACGCAGAGCGACAAGUUCUACAAGGAGAAGUUCAACCAGGAGAAGGGGAAGUCGAGCUACACCAACAUGAAGACGCUGCCGGAGGUGGAACAUGCCAUGGAGGUCACCAGGAACCAGAGCGAGGUCAGCUACAGAAAAGCUAAAGAGGAGCUUCAUCACUACAACACGGCACCGGACCGACCUGACAUCGUGAACGCCACCAACGCUGCCAAACUGGCCAGUGACGUGGCCUAUAAGAGCAACAACAAGCAGCCUGUUUACAGUGACGGAUCUCUUCUGGACAGAACCGACAUCCAGCACGCCAAAGAGGUUUCCAAACUGGCCAGCCAGGUGAAGUAUAAAGAGAGCUUCGACAGAAAUCUGAAGGGUCAGAAACCUGUCUACAACCCCAUGGACUGCCUUUCCUUCAAACACACCCAAGCUGCUGCAGCUCUGGCCAGUCAGGUGAAGUAUAAAACCAACCAGAACCAGAAACCAGAAGGUUCUACGGACCUGCCCAACCUGCUGCAGCUGGAACACGUUCUACACGCCAGCAAGCUCCAGAGCAACGUGGAGUAUAAGAAGAAGUACGAGCAGACCAAGGCUCAGUACCACAUCGCUCUGGACACGGCCGAACAGCUCCACCACAGGGAGAACGCAGUGCUGCAUAGCCAGGUGAAGUACAGGGAGGAGUACGAGAGGAACAAGGGUCGCUCUCAGAUGGAGUUUGCCGACACUCAGACGUACAAAGUUUCUAAAGAAGCUCAGAAGAUGCAGAGUGAGAAGGAGUAUCGGAGGGACUUUGAGCAGCAGAUGAAGGGAAAAGCUCUGCUGGACGUCGACCAAACUCCCGGAUAUCUAACGGCUCGACACGCCGGCAGCCUGAUCAGCGAGAAGCAGUACAGGAAGGACCUGGAGGAGCAGGUGAAGGGGCGGGGCUUAUCUGGCGUGGGUCUGGAGGACACGCCUGAGCUGCUGAGGGUCAGAAAAGCCAAUCAGAUCCUUAACCAGAAGGAAUACCGCCGCGACCUGGAGAGGGACGUCGUUGGAAAAGGGAUGGAGCUGAGCGCCGACGUCCUGGAGAUCCAGAGAGCCAAGAGAGCCUCGGAGAUCCAGAGCCAGAGGUCCUACAGGCAGACGGAGCAGCUGAGAGAAAACUCGUACGGGACGCUGACCGACACUCCAGAGCUGCUGCACGCCUCCUACCUCAAAGACGUCUACAGCCAGAAGAAGUACAAGGACGAGGCAGAGCGUCUGAAGGGAAACUACCAUCUGGUUUCAGAGACUCCAGAGAUGGAGAGAGUCCGAGCCAACCAGAGACACAUCAGCUCUCUGCGCUACUGCUGGGACUCCAAGCUGAUGAAGGGACUCAUGUCUUCGGUCACGGAGACGCCGGAGAUCGUCCUCGCCCGAGAGAACGCCAAGAAGAUCAGCGACGUCCAGUACAGGGAGGAAGUGGGUCGAGGCACUGCCGUCAUGGACACACCAGAGCUGGAACGAGUCCGACGGAACCAGGAGAACAUCAGUGCAAUCAAGUAUAAGCAGAGUUCUGUGAAGUCCAGCAGCCUGGGAGUGACUCCAGAACUGGAGAGAGUUCGACAAAACCAGGACAACAUCAGCUCGGUGAAGUACCGGCGCGGCCUGCAGGAGCUGAGGGGGCGGAGCUGCACCGAGCUGGACACACCUGAGUACAGGCGUGUCAGGAAGUCGCAGGACUCGGUCUCCAUGGUAGCGGCCGCCUGCUGGUUGCCGUGGAGGAGCUACUCUCCUCGUCUUUGGUGGAAAAUCGACCGACCUCUUUGUCGUGACUUUCUACAGGCGAAGUACCACGAGGACUUUGAGCGAGCUCGCGGCCGAGGCUUUACGCCGGGAUUGGACGACCCCAGCAUGGAGCGCUACCAGAGGGCCAAUCAGAUGAUGGGGGAGGCGGCCUACAGCAAAGGGAUCCACCCCCAGGCCAUGGAGAUGGACCGGCGGCCAGGAGGCAUCAUCGUAGCUCCUGUCCUCCCUGGAGCUUACCAUCAGGGCGUCCAGAUGCAGCAGCAGCAGCAGUAUCACGGCUACAUGCACCAGACCAGCAUGUCCUCCGUCAGAUCAGUCACCUCACCGCCACACUCAGCCUCCAUGCGGGUUUACCGGGCGCUGUACGACUACGCGGCUCAGGAUCACGACGAAGUCUCAUUCAGGGACGGUGACGUCAUCAUCAACGCUCAGCCGAUCGACGAGGGCUGGAUGUACGGCACCGUGCAGAGGACCGGCAAGUCCGGGAUGCUGCCGGCAAACUACGUGGAGUGUUGCAACUAAAGCAGCGAGAGAGAGACGAAGAAAUACACAGGAUAGCAUCCCCCCGCAGUGUUACAACAGCAGAUGUUGGUGAUGUUCUUUGCAUUUCAGGGUUCAUUGAGGUAUUUGAGGUUUUCUCUGCCACUGGAAAACUGGCCAAAUAUUCAGAUCAGAUUCAGUGGCACCAGAAGUUUUAGUGGUGAAUUUUAAAGAGCUCAUGUUCUGCAGUUACAGGUUUAUGGUCGGAUUUUUGGGAUCAGUGACAAUAUCUUUAUGUGCUUUAAUGUUAAAAAGCACACAUUUUCCCCUCAUUCUGUACAUUGAUGAAGCACAACUGUGUGUGAAAUGCUCUGUUUUAGUUUCCGUUCUUCUCUGAUUGGUCAGCUGCAUAAAGAGGUUGUAAAUGUUGGUUAGACCAAGCACAAAGAGACGCAAAAUGACCACAGAGAGACACAAAAUGACCACAAAGAGACACAAAAUGACCACAGAGAGACACAAAAUGACCACAAAGAGACACAAAAUGACCACAGAGAGACACAAAAUGACCACAAAGAGACGCAAAAUGACCACAGAGAGACACAAAAUGACCACAAAGAGACACAAAAUGACCACA
This is a messenger RNA of Acanthochromis polyacanthus (spiny chromis), 8688 nucleotides long. RefSeq names its product nebulin-like. Gene Ontology annotation, biological process: cardiac muscle thin filament assembly. The transcript has 68 exons. Gene Ontology annotation, molecular function: actin filament binding. Lineage: Eukaryota; Metazoa; Chordata; Actinopteri; Pomacentridae. The coding region runs from base 411 to 8096 and encodes 2561 amino acids. Gene Ontology annotation, cellular component: Z disc. The record is from RefSeq and is a predicted model, not a curated record.